This is a messenger RNA of Oikopleura dioica, 1110 nucleotides long. The record is from the annotation of a GenBank genome assembly. Lineage: Eukaryota; Metazoa; Chordata; Appendicularia; Copelata; Oikopleuridae.
AUGGCUGAUGCUGGUUUUGCAGCGAUGAUAGCCCUCCGGGUGAUAGAAGGAAUCGGCGAAGGAGUAACUUUUCCCGCCGCCGCAAGUUUUUGGGGAAAAUGGGCUCCACCAAAUGAGCGCGCUCGACUUGCUGGUUUUUCAUUUUCUGGUGCUCAGUUUGGUACGAUCAUUUCGAUGCCGCUCUCUGGCUGGCUUUGUCAGACGGUGGGCUGGUCGGCGAUGUUUUAUAUUUUUGGGUCGAUCAGUUUGGUUUGGGUGGCGCUUUGGUUCUGGUUUGCUGCGAAUUCACCGGAAGAGAGUAAGACUAUUGAUCCAAGAGAGCGAGAAUUUAUUGUCUCACAGAUUCCGCCACCGAAAGAAAAUCAUUCUGUUCCCUGGAAAAAUAUCUUCUGCUCACUCCCUUUUUGGGGAAUCUUAAUGACGCACACUUGCUACAACUGGACUUUCUACGCCUUUUUGACCUGUCUUCCGAAAUAUCUGAACAACGUCCACGGAUUCGACAUUUCUUCCGCCGGAAUCAUCGGAGCCCUGCCCUACAUCUGCAUGUUUCUUUGCAUCAUCGCUCAGGGCAAUCUGUCUGACAGACUUCUUGAAAAGAAAAUGCUCUCUAGAACUGCUGUUCGACGAAUUUUCAAUUCUAUCGGGACGAUUUUGCCAGCGAUAGUGCUGCCAUUUAUAACCGUUUUGAGAUGCAACAAGGAUGGAGUUGUGGCGCUUAUUUGCUUGUCAGUUGGACUCUGUGGCUUCGUCUUCUCGGGGUACAAUACUCCUAAUCAUGCGGAUCUGUCGCCAAGGUUUUCCGGUGCGACUUUUGGGAUAACCAAUACUUUGGGAACCAUUCCAGGCUUUCUAGCGCCGCAAGUGGUCUUGAUGAUAACCGGUGAUAAUUCUACUUCUGUCGAUGCUUGGUCCCCUGUUUGGUAUAUUUCGAUGGCGAUCAAUCUUUUUGGCGCUAUUUGCUACAUGCUCACUGCUUCUGGGAAUCUGCAGCCUUGGGAUUCGGGAGCGAUGCUUUUGAAAGACCAGUGGAAAUUCGAAAAAGCGCAGUUUUGCUUCAGAACAGAAGAAGAUCGAGAAGAAAUUCUUGAAAAUCCAAAUUUUGUUGAAUAA